AGAAAGAAAAAAUAACUUACAUUACUUCCGUUUUAUUUAUUUGGCAAUUUGAAAGUCACUUGCACUCUAAGCAAACAGCUUUAUGUCAUCCAUGUAGAGAAGGUGACUGAUUGAAGCUCCAUUUCUGAGGCGGUAUCGAAGGCCAGUCUUUGCGAUUACUUGGCUUAGGGGGUUCAGUCCUAUGCAGAACAGCAGUGGGGAGAGUGCAUCACCUUGGUAUAUGCCACAUUUGAUGGACACUUGGUGCCGCCCUUCACCCUGGUAAACAAGAGGAGGAGGAUUAUGAGGAUGUCCCUAUUAAUAAGACGUGGGUCUUAUCUCCAAAGGUCUAUGAAAGUGAUGUGACCAUGAUACUUAAUAAACUUCUCCAAGGCUAUGACAACAAACUACGACCUGAUAUUGGGGUACGGCCAACUGUGAUUGAAACAGCAGUGUAUGUCAACAGCAUUGGACCAGUCGACCCUAUCAACAUGGAAUACACCAUUGACAUCUUCUUUGCCCAGACAUGGUACGACAGCAGACUGAAGUUCAACAGCUCAAUGAAGCUACUUAUGCUGAACAGCAACAUGGUAGGCAAAAUCUGGAUUCCUGACACAUUCUUCAGAAAUUCCCGAAAAUCAGACGCCCACUGGAUCACCACACCAAACCGCCUUCUGAGGCUGUGGAGCAAUGGUAGAGUGAUGUACACACUGAGGUUGACAAUUAAUGCGGAGUGUUACCUUAAGCUGCAUAACUUUCCAAUGGAUGAGCACUCGUGUCCGCUGGAGUUUUCAAGCUAUGGUUACCCUCGGAAUGAGAUUUCAUACCGGUGGCAAAGACGAGCAGUGGAGGUAGCAGACCAGCGAUAUUGGAGACUUUACCAGUUUGCAUUUGUAGGGAUGAGAAACACUUCGGAUGUGGCACACACCCAGUCAGGGGAAUAUGUCAUCAUGACGAUCUUUUUUGACCUGAGUCGGAGAAUGGGCUAUUUCACCAUCCAGACCUACAUUCCCUGCAGUAUGAUUGUGGUCCUGUCCUGGGUCUCUUUUUGGAUUAACAAGGAUGCUGUCCCUGCUCGCACAUCUUUAGGUAUCACCACAGUGCUUACCAUGACAACUCUGAGCACCAUUUCCAGAAAGUCCCUCCCUAAGGUGUCGUAUGUCACAGCUAUGGACCUGUUUGUCUCUGUCUGCUUCAUCUUCACCUUUGCUGCUCUGAUGGAGUACGGAACGCUGCAUUACUUCACCAGCAACAUACAGAGCAAAAAGUCUAAAGCCAAGAGUAAUGCACAUCACAAGCCAUCUAGUAUGGCAUCUAGUAUCAAUAUCCGCCCUGGACCAUCCCUGCUGCAAAUUAACAACAUUAUGCACUACGAUGAGGAUGAAUUUGCCUACGAUUGUUUGGAUGGAAAAGACUGUACGAGCUUCUUCUGCUGCUUUGAUGACUGUCGCUCAGGUGCCUGGCGAGAAAACAAAAUGCAUGUGCGAGUGAGUAAGAUCGAUUCUUACUCACGAAUAUUUUUCCCGACAGCUUUUGGCCUUUUUAAUUUGGUUUAUUGGAUAGGCUAUCUUUAUCUAUAAAACCAGUCUCCCCAAGGAAGGGUGCUUGGAGUUUUUGUAUGGCCUCACAUUUUCCAGGAAAUGGGCUAUUCGGACCGUAGUAAUACUGUUCCCCUUGCAAACGCACACCAUAAAAGAAAAACUAAAAACUGCCUUAUUUGGUGAUUAUAAAACGUACUCUUGUGCCAGGUUUUGUCUUUGUUAUGGUUAUUUGUUGAUGAUGUCGUACAUUAUGGCGAAUGAAAUCAAAGACAGAUUCACACAAAAUUUGUCUUUUCUCAUAGUUGGACAUCAGAAUGAUUCACAGCUUUUUUUGAAUAGAAAGUCGCACACAAGACAGGACCUGUAUUCGGAACUGAAUUACCAUAUUACUUUGAAUUGAUGCUGUACAGUGGUACCUCUACUUACGAACGUCCCUUCAUACGAAAUUUUCAAGUUAUGAAAUGUCUCAACAGGAAAAUAUUGCCUCUUGUUCGAAAGACAUUUCAAGAUACGAAAGGUAAAAAUACAGUAUGGGCUGCUACUCACAGCUCCAAGUUUCCUGAACACAACAUACUUAUAGCUGCUCUGCCAUUGGCUACUAACGAGCAUCUUCCUGGCAUCCCGUUGGCUGAGAGGGACCUCUCUUGUAUGUGUCUAUGUGUAGAUCAGUGGUUCUUAACCUGGGUUCGAUCGAACUCCAGGGGUUCGGUGA
Messenger RNA from Hippocampus zosterae (dwarf seahorse), 2232 nucleotides. It is a transcript of the gene gabrg1, whose product is annotated as gamma-aminobutyric acid type A receptor subunit gamma1. NCBI's taxonomy places the organism in Eukaryota, Metazoa, Chordata, Actinopteri, Syngnathiformes, Syngnathidae. Gene Ontology annotation, biological process: regulation of postsynaptic membrane potential; chloride transport; gamma-aminobutyric acid signaling pathway. The transcript is spliced from 9 exons. Gene Ontology annotation, molecular function: inhibitory extracellular ligand-gated monoatomic ion channel activity; benzodiazepine receptor activity; GABA-gated chloride ion channel activity. Bases 348 to 1559 code for a protein of 403 amino acids. Gene Ontology annotation, cellular component: neuron projection; synapse; GABA-A receptor complex. The record is from RefSeq and is a predicted model, not a curated record.